Psammomys obesus (fat sand rat) is the source of this 1208-nucleotide messenger RNA. RefSeq names its product coiled-coil domain containing 33 (gene Ccdc33). The record is from RefSeq and is a predicted model, not a curated record. The coding region runs from base 1 to 1137 and encodes 378 amino acids. Lineage: Eukaryota; Metazoa; Chordata; Mammalia; Rodentia; Muridae. Gene Ontology annotation, cellular component: peroxisome. The transcript has 10 exons.
AUGGGGGAGCCAGGGGAGCCAGCCCCUCCAGCCCCCAAGUUUGCCCUGGGCCUAGUUGAAAGCCGCUCUGAGAUGAACAAUUACCGGCGGGCCAUGCAGAAGAUGGCAGAGGACAUCCUAGCACUGAGGAAGCAGGCCAACAUCCUGGAGGAGGAGAACCGCAUGCUGAGGAGCCAGCUGACACAGCAGAGCAUAGAAGAAGAGCAGAGCAGAGCUGAGGAGGAGAACCUGGCCGAGUCCAUGAAGCAGAACCUACUGCUGAGUGAACUGGAUAUGAAGAGGCUGCGAGACAGGGUGCAGCAUCUGCAGAACGAGCUGAUUCGGAAGAAUGAUCGCGAGAAGGAGUUGCUGCUUCUGUGCCAGGCCCAGCAGCCACAGGCUGCACAGAUAAGGAGGUACCAGGACAAGCUGCAGAAGAUGAAGGCCCUGGAGGACACUGUGAGGCACCAGGAAAAGGUGAUUGAGAAGAUGGAGCAGAUAUUGGAAGAAAGGCUCCGGGAGAGGAAGGAGCCAGCCCCAUCAAACAGGCCACAGGAGAAGCCUAAUGUGGCCUUCCCCGUGUUCACAGCCUCUGGCAUUCACCUGGGCCCCACAGGAGAGAACGUGGCUGUUGAUCUUUACUCCAUGCUGCUGGCAGAAAACACGAGGCUGCGGGCAGAGCUGGAAAAGAACCGCCAGCAGUCAGCCCCCAUCAUCCUGCAGCAGCAGGCCCUGCCGGUGGAUCCCAGGGAGUUGGGAGCAGGUGGAGACUUGGCAGAGAAUCUACAAGACACAAAUGGCCCAGGACACUCCAGGUGCAUAGAGACCCUGCCAGCACAGGAUCUCCUUGGAGGUACUUCAGACAAGUUUAACCUCCUGGCCAAGCUAGAACAAGCUCAAAGUCGGAUUUUGUCCCUGGAAAACCAGCUGGAGGACUCAGCUCGCCGCUGGGCACGAGAGAAGCAAAACUUGGCCAUACGGCUUCAGGAGCAACAACACGGCUUUGGAAACCUGCCAAACUCCAUCAUCACAGAUCAGCCUAAUGCUGGAGCGGCCACGGAUCUCCAGCAGCCCGCCAAACUGGAACCCUCACUGCCCUACUCAGACUUGAAGCCUAACAGACUCCCAAACUCCCAGACCGAGACCGCUAACCUCUAGGAGCCCUGAGCCUGGAACAGGCCUCCUUCCCCAUGUGCUGGGGAGUCACCCUCCCCCAAAGAUGUCUUUAA